UAAUGAAGCAUGGGAAUUUCCUUCUAGUCUCACAAAGCCCAACAAGCCAUCUCAACCCUACUCUCCAUUUCGCCUCCACCCUCCUUUCCCUUGGUUCAAAAGUCACUCUUCUUCUCACCAACCAUGCCCUCAAAAACAUCUCAGAAGACCAACUUCCCUCUGGCUUGUCUCUCUCCACUUUCUCCGAUGGUUUUGACAAUGGUUUUACCUACUCCGACCUCCAGCUCUGGUUUGUCGAGUUUGAGCGCCUUGGUCGCGCUGCCCUUGUCAACCUCCUAUCAUCCUCCUCAAAACAAGGCCUUCUUCCCAUCACUUGUAUUGUCAAUACGCUACUCAUCCCUUGGGUCGCUCAGGUAGCACGUGAGUUUCAUGUGUCAACCGCAAUUUUAUGGACUCAAUCGGUUGCUGUUUUCGAUGUGUAUUACUAUUACUUCAAUGGCUAUAGUGGUGUUAUUCGAAAUGGGUAUAAAGAGGAUGACUCUAACUCAUUGUCAUUUAACAUUUCACUUCCGGGCUUGCCUUUGAUGAAUGUUUUGGACCUUCCGAGUUUUAUGGUUUCUGAUGAUCAUCAUGGACUUAUUAUCAAGUCGUUCGAGGAGAAGAUACAAAUUCUUAAGGAGGAGGAUAAUGUCCCAAUUCUUGUUAACUCUUUCGAUGCAUUGGAACAUGAUGCUUUAAGUGCGAUCGGGACGUUUAACUUGAUCCCAAUUGGACCCUCGGUUUUGCUUCCACUUGGAUGUGAAAAACAACGAAAUAUUUCAUAUUUUCAAGAUGGCCAACAGGCUCAAGAGGAUUAUAUCAAGUGGCUCAACUCCAAACCUGAUUCGUCAGUGGUCUACAUAGCAUUUGGGAGCUUUUCAAAGUUGUCAAAAGAACAAACAAAAGAGAUGGUUGGUGCAUUAUUAGAAUGCAGUUAUCCAUGGUGCUCACAGGUAGAGGUCCUGAGCCACCGUGCAGUGGGUUGCUUUGUAACACACUGCGGAUGGAACUCAACAAUCGAGUUUCUAUGAGCAUAUGAACCUAAUGGAUCACAAAUUUCCAGUAUUCCAAGUUUAUCAAAAGUUGAGACAUUUUCUGACCACUAAUUGUUUGAAGCCAUUGUUCCAAGUUUCUAUUAUUUAUGUACUCAUAAGUCACACACAAGCAUCAGAUCAUAUCACAUAGAAGAAGAAAGGGCAGAUCAACAAAGGAUCAAACGCAAGCAAGUGGCAAAUGAAGUUGACAUAAUUGAAUGGUGAAGUCUCACUUUUAGAAAUUAGGCUAGUUGCAGCAAAGAUAUUUGGACAUAAGCAGAGUAUUUAUGAAUGGUCAUGUGGUUGAUUUUCUUCGUUAACCAUAAUAUGUACUAGGUCUCGUUUGUGAUUUUAGGAUAUACAAGCACUUACCUCAUAAUAAUAGUAAAUAAAUCACAAAACAUAUUUACGAUA
Molecule: messenger RNA, 1427 nt
Organism: Cucumis sativus (cucumber)
Lineage: Eukaryota; Viridiplantae; Streptophyta; Magnoliopsida; Cucurbitales; Cucurbitaceae
Product: crocetin glucosyltransferase, chloroplastic
Exons: 2
Coding region: 3-1010 (335 amino acids)
Molecular function (GO): UDP-glycosyltransferase activity
Source: RefSeq, a predicted model, not a curated record